Messenger RNA from Haliotis rufescens (red abalone), 2239 nucleotides. Its product is annotated as F-box only protein 3-like. The transcript has 11 exons. Gene Ontology annotation, molecular function: protein binding. Bases 1 to 1215 code for a protein of 404 amino acids. The record is from RefSeq and is a predicted model, not a curated record. NCBI's taxonomy places the organism in Eukaryota, Metazoa, Mollusca, Gastropoda, Lepetellida, Haliotidae.
AUGGAAAUUGUGAGCAGCCUUCAUAAUGGCAUCACAGAACCUGACUGGUUCCCUUAUGUUCCUACCCCACCAACUCCCCCACUGACUGACCAACAACAGCUGCAGGCUUCACUCCCCCAGGAUUCCCAGAGCUUGUCCUUCGUCAACAGCCUGUUCCACAGUGUUGCUGCUGAUGACUCUCUCUGGAAGACACAGUGUGAUAAAUGUUUCUUGCUGCAGGAAUGCCCUGAGGAAAGUUCAUGGAAGGAGUUGUUUGUCAAGUAUUAUGGAAACUAUGGCGAUGUCCUCGGUGUCUACCCAAAGAUUCGCACAGCAUGGAACAAGAUCAUGGGCUACCUGAAGAAGUAUGACAAGGUCAUCACUGGCUCGCUCCUUCCUCCAGCCACUGAGGAACAGUUACGGGAGGCAGAGAAUAAACUGGGCUGCCGUUUCCCCGAUGAUAUGAGGUGUUCCCUGAAGAUUUAUAAUGGACAGAAACAAGGGGCUGGGCCAGGGGUUACAGACGAUGCCCCCCUCCCUUGGUGCACGCCCAUCACCUACUGCUGCAUGACACAGCGCUGCCAGCUGAUGAGCUUCAGGGACGAGUUUGGCAUUCCCAAUGGCCAGAUAUUCUUCCCCUGUGCAGAUGAAGAUUCGAAAGACGAUGAUCUGGAUGCCUUCAUAUGUGGCAACAACUACACGGAAUGGCUGGAGGAGCUAGCAGAGAUUAUGGACAAGGAAAUCUUCUACAGAAUCAGGGGCUGUCAUUUCAGGUUUCUAGAUGUACCUGACUGUGUGAGUGUAACAAGAGGCAAGUUCACAGUGAAGGCAGGCUCGUGCUUUAUGCCAGACCUCAGCACCGUUCAUCCCCCGAGCUUCUUCUACGUCUACAGAAUAACGAUGAAGAUGCAUGACGAUGCCCCCGUGUAUGAGUCCUGUCAGCUGUUGUCGCGGUACUGGUCCAUCACCGACAUGGAUGUUAAUGAGGAAAUUGUGGAGGGGCCAGGAGUUGUAGGUGAAAACCCAGUUCUGAUUCCUGGAGAGGAAUAUUCUUGGGAGAGUGGAACGACAUUCCCUACAACAUAUGGCAACAUGAAGGGCUAUUUCACUAUGACAAGUCUCAAUAAAGACACCGAAUUCCGCAUAGAGUGUCCAGUGUUUCACAUGAAAUGUCAGCCUUACGAAACGUCAGCGCAGCGGAAGGAGAGAGUUGAAGAAAGAAAGAAGAAUUUGUAAAUAGCUCCAGGAUGUCCUUCAGCUGCAUGAUGUUUAGCAGGAUUACUGCGGACACAUUCUCCCUGACCUGAACGCCCAGGCCCCAUCUCGGUCGAAGUGACGAUGGGUAGCGAGCGACGAGAUAUCAAAGUCGGGAUAGGGAUGCUGGAGUGGAACCGGAAGGUGGUUGGACUGAUGUGGAUCGGAGAUCAGCAGCCAGCAGAGAUGGCGAUUCUGAUUCAUGUUGUACAUAGGCACAGGGACACAAAGAUGUCAUACAUGUGUGCUCAAGAAUCUGUUCGAAUUCUGGUACUUACAGGAUUAAAACAGUGCUGUUACUGUGAACUCAAUAAGAACAUGUACAAUUUUAUGGAUAACAACUUCUGGUUCAUUGCAUUUGGGGAUGUUUUGAUGUAGAUUCUUAUCUACUCACCAUCUUCCAGAAUGCCAAUCAAACAGUUGCUGUGAACAUGAUAUCGGAGCCCACAGAUAUAUCUUUCAGCAUGUGGCUUGUACCUUAUGCUCAUGUCAUGAUUACACCAGCUUCAAGAAUCUUGUUUUCAUUGGUUUGGUUCGUACACAACAGUCACAAAGUGUCUAUUUUGUUGAUUGUUUUUUGUUUGAUGAUUCCUAUUUGUCAUGUUCAACCAGACAUCACUGAAAAGUUGGUAUUUACACAAGACCUUCUUGAAAAUAUGUGUAGGGUUGUACAGAGCUGUUUUGUUGGGUUUUUUUAGGGGGGGGAGAAUGUUUGAUUUGUUCCAUUUUGGUAAAACUCUUGUUAAAGACAUAGUUGUGAAUAAUGGUUGUUAUCAUCGAGAGAAAGGAAUUUAAAAAAGGCGAAAUAAUAGAGGAAAAUUUCAAGCAAUGAUAACUAAUAAUGAAAAGCUACUUAAUUUCCAAGGCCAACUAUUAUGUUUGGACCCGAUCAUGUCAGUUUGGUGUUUCAGUUUCAAGAUUAUCUUGGUCAAUAAGAAGGAGACAAAAAAACAACAUGCUACUGUUGAUGUAGGUUUUUUUACCUUAGUAAACUCUUGGCACAUAA